AAUGAAUUACUUAGUUUUCAUAACCGGCAAUACUUAUUAUCAAUCAUAAUACGAGUAAAUUGUGAAGAACAUAUAAUUACCACUAAAUUCUAAAAUGCGUUCAUUUAGUAUAUUCUGUAUUUUUUUAAUAUUUUAUUGCAAUGAAUGCACCGCGACGGAAUUUUCGUUUCCUCAUUUUAUCUGUGAGUGGUCCACGAACAAGUCGGAUGAAAGUAGAAUGAUGAGGAGGCAUUUCUCAUCAUGUGCUAGGACAGAUUUACAGGGGACAUCGCUGAACUCCGAUGACGAAGACCAAGAAAUAUCGAAUUCCACCGCAACGCCGACUCAUGACCAAAAGGCUUUGUAUAAGUUACUCCACAUUUUAGAAAGGUCUCCUCCAUACUACGCAAUUUAUGUGAUCACAUUUGCGACAGCAUCCUGCGAUGAGGGCUUAGUUGAAAAAAUUCUAGAGCAAAUACAAAUCAAAAGAUCACAGGUCAAUUUUUUCAUCAGAGGCGAGUAUCCUUCUGAAGUCGACUACCUUAAAGAAUACAGAUUGAUUACUUCGAUAAGUAACGGAAUUACGUGGACUCCGUCCAAAUUGAAUCCGUUUACAGAUUGUAAGUCUAUGCGGAUAAAUUUUAUUCCAACGAAAGCACACCUGCUUACAGUUUAUGGCACUGAUAAUGGAACAUAUUGCAUGAAAACAGAUUCACUUUUGAGAAAUAAUUUAGAAGAUAUGAUACAAAGUAAUUUUGAUUCAAACGAGUAUGAUGUAACAAUCUCAAGAAGACACGAUCGAACUAUGAAAGGCAGAACUCAAGAGGUAUGUGUGGAAGUUCGUAGAAAAUCCCAACAUUCAAAACAUGCUUCUUUUUACUCGUUACGAGGGUUCAGCGAAAGCGACUUCGACUUCGAUUAUGGGUUCUCCCAGGACAACGUGACAUCAUUGGAUGAUACAUAUCUCAGACCAGUCAAAGGAAUAUCAAACAAAAUCUACGUAUCACCUUUCUUCGAAAAUACGCCGUACGGAUUUGAUCACUUCAAGAUACUCUUUUUAAAUGGUACUUCUUCUGCAGAAGAAAUACCUCUGGAACCCAUACCAAACACCGAUCUGUUUGUGGGAUCAUUCGAACCACCAGAUAAGGAAUACUUUUAUAUACAAGUCACAACCUACGCGAAUGGCGAAACAAUCUCACGGAUGUCACAUACUGCGAUGAAUGCUGCAGAUGGGUUUGGCAAGAAUAAACAAAAUCCAACGUUUAUACCCAAACCAACAUUUGUAAAUCAAGAGUAUCCGGAAUCAAAAUACAAAUCCAUAGCAAUUAUGAUUUGGUGCGUGGUUAUCAUUUUAUUGAUGUUGCUGUUCUUCACUUCGCCCGAAUAUUUUUGGAACUGUAGAGAAGUAACAUAACCACUUGGAAUGGACAAUAUUACCAAGAUGCUUUCUAAAAGAGUUUCGACAAUAAAUGAAUUAUAUCCAAGUGAUGCGUGUACAUUUUCAAUGCAAAUACCUAUCCUAUUACGAAUUGCGCACUCAUCUAUUCUGGAAGAUGAAUGUUGAAUGUACAAAUAGAAAUUAUGAAUUGA
Messenger RNA from Planococcus citri (citrus mealybug), 1569 nucleotides. Its product is annotated as hemicentin-1-like. The transcript has 8 exons. The record is from RefSeq and is a predicted model, not a curated record. The coding region runs from base 95 to 1393 and encodes 432 amino acids. Lineage: Eukaryota; Metazoa; Arthropoda; Insecta; Hemiptera; Pseudococcidae.